AGUAAAACAAAUUCCUUCCACCAACCAAAAAUUCUUCCCAAAAUGGCUCCACAAAAAGGAAAACAAGGCACAAAAGGUGCUAAACAAAUUGUCGAAGAAAAUACAGCAACAUUAAGUUUUUACAGAAAUAUGGCUUUGGGAAGUACGGCUGCUUCUUUGCUUCUAAAUGUUAUCUUUUUUGAUUUUGGCAAAUUGGCUGUGAUUAUGUCUGUGAUAACAAUUGCAACCCUUGUGGCUGCUUAUCAAUUCAUGGCAUUCAUGUCUAGAGCCAAACUCUCCGACACCGGAGCAAUUCUUGAUUCUGGCAAUGAUCUUAAUAUGGAAGGUGGUAUUGCUGAGAACGCAAAAGAUUUGAUAAUUCUUAGUUCGGGAACACUUUUAUUGACCCUUCUUUCAAACUAUUUCUGGUUCUUGCUUUUGCUUGUACCCAUUCGAGCUGUUUGGAUGCUCUGGGGAACAAUCAUUCAACCAUGGUUGGCACAACGCAACGAGGCCGAACCCGAACCCGAUGAGAAGAAACAACGAAAGAUGGAAAGGAAAAUGCGACGCAUGAGAUGAAAAUAACUUCUUCCAGUCCAACGCGCUUCAAUGCGAUCCUCCACUAAGUCAUAGAAUUAAAGAUCAAAACAAAAAAAUUGUAAAUUAAAAAAAAGAUAGAAAACCCAAAUUAGACUUAGUUAAAAAACUUGUUUCCAGGAACCAAUGGAAGCCACUUGAAAAGCGAAGGUUUCAUAGCUUUGUAUAGUUUUAGAGAGCUGUUGGAAAUGGAACCUUCUUCGCUUCAAGUCAUCAUCCCAGAUUAUAACUUAUUUAUUGUUUUCUCUUUCCUUUGUCCAAGUUAUAAGCCAUUGAGUAUCUAUUUUUUGGAGAUUUAGGAUAAAGUAAAAUAAAUAAAAAAACAAACUUCCUUUAAA
Molecule: messenger RNA, 914 nt
Organism: Episyrphus balteatus (marmalade hoverfly)
Lineage: Eukaryota; Metazoa; Arthropoda; Insecta; Diptera; Syrphidae
Product: transmembrane protein 208
Exons: 4
Coding region: 43-558 (171 amino acids)
Biological process (GO): vacuolar protein processing
Cellular component (GO): intracellular membrane-bounded organelle
Source: RefSeq, a predicted model, not a curated record